AUGCAGCCAUUCAUCGCUGACUUCCUCAUGGGUGGUGUCUCCGCCGCUGUCUCCAAGACUGCUGCUGCCCCCAUCGAGCGUGUCAAGCUCCUCAUCCAGAACCAGGAUGAGAUGCUCAAGACCGGUCGUCUCGACCGCAAGUACAACGGCAUUGGUGACUGCUUCAAGCGCACCAUGGCCGAUGAGGGUGUCAUGUCCCUCUGGCGAGGAAACACCGCCAACGUCAUCCGAUACUUCCCUACCCAGGCCCUGAACUUCGCUUUCCGUGACAAGUUCAAGAAGAUGUUCGGCUACAAGAAGGACAAGGAUGGCUACGCCAUGUGGAUGGCUGGUAACCUUGCCUCCGGUGGUGCUGCUGGUGCCACCUCUCUUCUCUUCGUCUACUCUCUGGACUACGCCCGUACUCGUCUUGCCAACGAUGCCAAGAACGCCAAGUCCGGUGGUGACCGUCAGUUCAACGGUCUCGUCGAUGUCUACAAGAAGACCCUCGCCUCUGACGGUAUUGCCGGUCUCUACCGUGGUUUCAUGCCCUCCGUUGCUGGUAUCGUCGUCUACCGUGGUCUCUACUUCGGAAUGUACGACUCCAUCAAGCCCGUCGUCCUCACCGGCUCUCUCCAGGGCAACUUCCUUGCCUCUUUCGCUCUUGGUUGGGUCGUCACCACUGGUGCCGGUAUCGCCUCUUACCCCCUUGACACCAUUCGCCGACGUAUGAUGAUGACCUCUGGUGAGGCCGUCAAGUACAAGAACACCAUGGACGCUGCCCGCCAGAUUGUCGCCAAGGAGGGUGUCAAGUCUCUCUUCAAGGGUGCUGGUGCCAACAUUCUCCGUGGUGUUGCCGGUGCUGGUGUCCUCUCCAUCUACGAUCAGCUCCAGGUCCUCCUCUUCGGCAAGGCCUUCAAAUAA
Molecule: messenger RNA, 903 nt
Organism: Fusarium poae
Lineage: Eukaryota; Fungi; Ascomycota; Sordariomycetes; Hypocreales; Nectriaceae
Exons: 1
Coding region: 1-903 (300 amino acids)
Biological process (GO): mitochondrial ATP transmembrane transport; mitochondrial ADP transmembrane transport
Cellular component (GO): mitochondrial inner membrane
Molecular function (GO): ATP:ADP antiporter activity
Source: RefSeq, a predicted model, not a curated record